AAGCCAUAUUAAACCGACAUAUCUCACAUAUUAAGUUAAAUUUGUAAGAAAUGAAUUUCCCACGAACUCUGUAAUAUUAGACGAGGAAAUUAGUUUUACAGUACUCCAUAUUUUGUAUGAUGGUCGAGUAUAAACUUACAAGGAGAUGAAAUAUUAACAAUUCAUCGCGGGAUUUGGGGUUUUAAAAUUCCCCCAAAUUGAAAACCCUAGAAUUUCUCAACGCUCGAUUACUCUUCACUCCUCUUGUAAUUCUCAGCUCUGAAAAUCAAUUGCAAGAUGAAUCCAUUAACAUUGGUGAAGAGAAUUCAAAGUAUAAAUGCUAAAGAAGCUGAUUUAGGGAUUUCAGAUGAAGCUUCAUGGCACGCCAAGUAUAAAGAUUCUGCUUACGUUUUCGUCGGCGGCAUUCCUUACGAUCUUACCGAAGGCGAUCUUCUCGCCGUCUUUGCUCAAUAUGGAGAAAUUGUUGAUGUUAAUCUUGUACGAGAUAAAGCCACUGGAAAAUCGAAAGGUUUUGCAUUUGUUGCGUAUGAGGAUCAAAGAAGUACAACUCUAGCUGUAGAUAAUUUGAAUGGUGCUCAAAUUGGUGGCAGAACUAUUAGAGUUGAUCAUGUUGCUAAGUAUAAGAAAAAAGAAGAGGAGGAUGAGGAGACGGAGAGGCAGAAGAGGGAAGAACGAGGAGUUUGUCGUGCUUUCCAGAAAGGCGAGUGUAAAUAUGGUGAUGCGUGCAAAUUUUCUCACGAUGAGCAAAGAGCUGCAGAUACUGGAUGGGGUCACGAAGAAGAUAAAAGGUCAAAGUGGGAUAAUGACAAAUCAUCCUACCCUAGGGGAGAACGGGGUGUUUGUCGUGCUUUCCAAAAGGGCGAUUGUAAAUAUGGAGAUUCGUGCAAAUUUUCUCACGAUGAGCAAAGAGCUGCAGACACUGGAUGGGGUCCUGAGGAGGAUAAGAAGUCAAAGCGGGUGAAUGACAAAUAUGACAAUCAUUCAAAGGAUUAUAAAAGAUCACGGGAUGCUCCACCUAGUCAUGGUCCAGAGCGGAAAAAACCUGAUGUUUAUGGUGGAAGAAGUUCUGGAGGAAAGGACCACAUCGAAAUUGCUGACAAGAAAGUUGAAGAUGGUUUUGACACAAGAGACAGGGGCAAGCGAUCAGAAUACAAAGAUGAUCGAGACAAGCGAACAGUUGAAAGGUUGAGGUAUGAAUCUGAAUCAAAAUCUAGAGAUGAUUAUGACAGGAGGGGAGAAAAAUGGUCAAGGAGGAGUGAUACACAACCUUCUGUGAGGGACACCCGAAGUGAGAAAGACUGGGAUAGAGAUAGGGAUAGGGAUAGGGAGAAGCGCUCAUCCUAUACUAGGGAUUCUUCCCCUCAACGUCAUAGAGACAGGGAUGAUGGUGAUCAGCGUCGAGCCAGACGUGAUGAAGAUUACCAUAGAUCUCAGAGAAAAUAGGAGUUUCAACUUGUGUAAGCUUUCUAGGACUAGCAUGAUUUCCCCUUUUUUUUCUUGUGAUGAGGAUAAAGCAUUGCUUCUCUGUUACUUUGAUGUAUACAUUGUACUGUUACUUGCUUUAUUAGUUUUCCCUCAAUUUUGGGAUAGUAAAUGCAUCUGUUAAAGCUAA
Chenopodium quinoa (quinoa) is the source of this 1612-nucleotide messenger RNA. Its product is annotated as zinc finger CCCH domain-containing protein 42-like. The transcript has 5 exons. Gene Ontology annotation, molecular function: metal ion binding; RNA binding. Bases 277 to 1443 code for a protein of 388 amino acids. The record is from RefSeq and is a predicted model, not a curated record. NCBI's taxonomy places the organism in Eukaryota, Viridiplantae, Streptophyta, Magnoliopsida, Caryophyllales, Amaranthaceae. Gene Ontology annotation, cellular component: catalytic step 2 spliceosome; precatalytic spliceosome; U2 snRNP. Gene Ontology annotation, biological process: mRNA splicing, via spliceosome.